UUUUUAGUGAUGAUUCUAGAAACCCAGAAUAUCAAUCAAAACAUCCAGAACAAUCCAGAACACAGAAUCUCACUCUCACUCUUUCUCUCUCCUCUCGCCCUUAUGUUCUCCGCGUCCUUUGCAAGAAGCAACAACAAGCCAAUUCGGUAAUUCGCGACACUUUGGUGAAAAUUAGGCACAAAUCAUUAAUCAAUUUGUAAACUUUAAUUUCCCGAAGGGAUCCCAGAUAGAAGAAAGAAAGCUGAUAAAUAUGUUUGGGGUAGUAUUCCCAAAUCGAAGCUUCCCACUUGACAUCUCUACCUUUACCCAAAUUGACACAUUUCAUUGGGUUCUCGAUAUGAACCACUUUGUCGGUGAAGCAUAUGAUCAAGUCAAAGAUAUGUGUAUUUUCUUACUCAACAAUUUCACCCUUCCAGCAGACAAAGCCCUAGCAGUUUAUGUACAAUCACCCGGGUCACCCUUUGUGUACUGUGGUGCCGUCACAGUAGCUCGUCCAUCUGCUGUUCUCUCUCUCCUCUGGCCGGAGCCUGGAAGCGAAGGCCAAUUCCUUACAGCUGAUGCUUCCCCUCUUUCUGCUAAGAUUGGGGUGUCUGUUCAAGACGUGUCGUCGCUCCCGUCUCUUGAUAUCGCUGCAGAUAAGAAGAUUGAGCACACCGCCCUCAAAGUUGGGGAGAAUCUCUUUAAUUUCAUGCAGUCAUUUUGCGGCGUUGAUGGUAGUAAAUUGAUUGUGCCCAUGGAUAUCUUGGAUCGGUGGUUUAAGAAGUUCCAGGAGCGUGCUAAGCGUGAUCCUGAUUACUUGAAGGGUUUUACCUUGUAGCUGACUGAAAUUUUGAGAUUGGGGCUAUAAAGGACCCGACUCAAUACUGCAGCCUUGCAGGUGUUGUUCAGUACCUCUUUUUCACUCGGCCUAAUAUUGCUUAUGCGGUACGGUAGGUUUGUUUGUUUAUGUGAGAUCCAGGAGCCACAUCUUGGUGCAUUACAUCGUGUCCUGCGUUACAUUCAGGGAACUAUUGAUCAUGGGUUACAUUUAUAUCUGUCUACUGUGUACUAUGCGCUUGAUCACCUAUAUAGAUGCAGAUUGGGGGUUUCCUGACACUUGUCGAUCGACUUCAGGAUAUUGUUGUUUUUUGGGAGAUAAUCUUAUUUUUUGGUCGUCGAAACGUCAACCUACAUUGUCCAAUUCAAGUGCGGAAGCAGAAUAUCUAGGCGUCGCAAAUGCUUCUCUGAGGCUUGUUGGCUCUGUAAUCUCUUACUUGAGUUGCAUUGUCCUCUGCGUCAGGUUACCAUUAUUUAUUGUGAUAAUAUUAGUGCCAUUUACUUGUCUACGAACCCCGUUCAACACCAACGUACAAAACAUGUGAUGGAUAUACACUUUGUUCGUGAAAAAAUAGCUUUGGGACAGAUGCGUGUUCUUCAUGUACUAUCAUAGUAUCAGUUUGCAGAUAUUUCAUAAAAGCCCGUCUCGAGAACUAUUGUUGGAUUUUAGAUCCAGUCUUAGCGUACGACCUCUAUCCGCUACGACUGCGGGGUGUGCUAGAGAUAAAUUUCUUAGGAUAAUUAGACUUCUUGUCGCAUCAGAUUUCCUAAUAUAAUUAGGACUAAUAUUGUAACCUAAUAUAUAUAUUUGAUCAAUGAUAACACUCCGGAUUAUGGUAUUUCACAA
This is a messenger RNA of Spinacia oleracea (spinach), 1663 nucleotides long. Its product is annotated as protein OPI10 homolog. Gene Ontology annotation, cellular component: cytosol; nucleus. Gene Ontology annotation, molecular function: nuclear import signal receptor activity. Bases 251 to 817 code for a protein of 188 amino acids. Gene Ontology annotation, biological process: protein import into nucleus. The record is from RefSeq and is a predicted model, not a curated record. Lineage: Eukaryota; Viridiplantae; Streptophyta; Magnoliopsida; Caryophyllales; Amaranthaceae. The transcript is spliced from 4 exons.